Haplochromis burtoni (Burton's mouthbrooder) is the source of this 684-nucleotide messenger RNA. Its product is annotated as sialic acid synthase-like. Gene Ontology annotation, biological process: carbohydrate biosynthetic process. The record is from RefSeq and is a predicted model, not a curated record. The transcript is spliced from 2 exons. Gene Ontology annotation, molecular function: N-acylneuraminate-9-phosphate synthase activity. Bases 95 to 463 code for a protein of 122 amino acids. NCBI's taxonomy places the organism in Eukaryota, Metazoa, Chordata, Actinopteri, Cichliformes, Cichlidae.
UUUUUUAAAGAAAUACCAGGAGGAAUUUCCAGAUGUUCCAAUUGGAUAUUCUGGUCAUGAGAAAGGGAUCUUCAUCACUGUGGCUGCCGUGGCGAUGGGAGCAAAAGUUGUGGAACGCCAUGUGACCCUGGAUAAGACCUGGAAGGGAAAUGACCAUGAGGCAUCCCUGGAGCCCUCCGAGCUGGCAGAACUGGUCCGAGCAAUACGACUGGUGGAAACAGCAAUGGGGUCACCAGUCAAGCAAAUGUUACCAUGCGAGAAGACCUGCCAUGAUAAGUUGGGCAAGUCAGUCAUUGCUAAGGUGAAAAUCCCUAAAGGAACAGUGCUGAGCCUGGACAUGUUUGCAGUGAAGGUUGGUGAGCCAAAGGGUAUCCCUCCAGAACAUAUGCAGCAGCUCGUGGGCAAGAAGAUCAAAGUGGACGUUGAAGAAGAUGACAGCAUCUUGGCAGACAUGAUAGAAUAAAGGAUCUUCCCAAACUAUUGGGACAGAGAGGCAGGCAAAUAGAGGAUAGAAAAUAAAAUAGAGUUACAUAGGCAGGUAGCUAAAAAAUGGACAGAUAAUGAUGUCAUUUGUGAACAGAAAGGGAUAUGGUGCAUUUAAUGAGGGAUAAGACAAAUGUGAAUAUUAUUGAACUUGAAACAUAUGUCUGGGUGAAGUUACAUGGCAGUUUAUGACCUUUAUGU